This is a messenger RNA of Laccaria bicolor S238N-H82, 321 nucleotides long. RefSeq lists its product as uncharacterized. The transcript is spliced from 7 exons. The coding region runs from base 1 to 321 and encodes 106 amino acids. NCBI's taxonomy places the organism in Eukaryota, Fungi, Basidiomycota, Agaricomycetes, Agaricales, Hydnangiaceae. The record is from RefSeq and is a predicted model, not a curated record.
AUGGCCUGGCAGAGUCUAGACAGUGUUAUUGACGAGAAACUCAAUGUAUUGGCUGGCGAUCUCAAAGUGGUUUCUAGUCCAGAAAAAACACCUCGUGAUGUUGGCUAUCAGCCUGAGGAGGCAUCCGCAAACGUCACGCGAGAAGCCAGUCGCAUCCCUGAUGAUAUCGGAGGGUUAGAAGGUUUGGCAAAGAAGAUGGGACCCAUCGCUAUUGCGACCCACUACAAAAUUGGGCGCUAUCAACUUGAAGACCCCAACAAGGAGAAAAUAGGCACACGUCAAAAGAUGUGCCAACAUACGCGCUACGGUCGCGGUAUCUAA